Messenger RNA from Pocillopora verrucosa, 1071 nucleotides. The record is from RefSeq and is a predicted model, not a curated record. NCBI's taxonomy places the organism in Eukaryota, Metazoa, Cnidaria, Anthozoa, Scleractinia, Pocilloporidae.
AUGCCCAACUCGCUAAACGCGGAGUUUCGCAAGCAGCCGAGCGGAAGUUCCACUUUAGAGGGACUGGAUCAAACUCUUCAGGCUGGUUUAGAAGCAAAGUUCAUUUUAUCCCCCAAAACACCUGAUGGAGAAAUAAGUAACCAGACUGAUCUCAAACAGCAAAUUGAAGUUCAUAUACGACCAGACAAAAAUGUCACACAAGUCACUGUUUGCAACACAGAAAACGGUAGAUUCGAGGUGAAAUUUAUACCCAAAGUACCCAGUGCUUACAGAAUUGAAGUGAAGAUUAAUGGAGAUACACUCGCCAACUCUCCGUUCAUUGUGGCGGUGAAGGAGUGUGAACUUAUCGUGGUCAGUGAGUUGGAUCUGAAGUUAUUAGAAGGAGAACGCGUUUACAUAUUCGAUAAAAAUGGUAAAUGUCUGAGAAAAAUUGGAGCUAAAGGGCAAUUUAAAGACCCAUGUGGCUUGACAUAUUUGAACGAUGACGAGAUUUUGAUUGCAGACACAAAUAACGACAGAAUACAACAAAUUAAUAUCCAGACAGGAACUGUUAUGAAAACCUUAGGGAAAAUAGGUGUAGGAAUAGGAGAGUUUUAUCACCCGACUGAUGUUUUUUUGGAUGUAGAACGUCGCAUGGUUGUAACCGAGAUGUCGAGGAACAGGAUACAGGUGAUGUCACCUGGGGGAGAGACUAUUUCCAUCUUUCGAAACUUCGGCCCAGACAAAUCAAAACACCCAAAGAGCCGCUUGCCUUACAAUAAAAAGUUUUUCGUCUCCGAUAGGGAAAAUCAUUGCAUUAAAGCUUUCGACAAGUCAGGAACAUUCUUACACAAGUUUGGCAAACGAGGCAAUCAAGAUGGACAAUUUAACAACCCGAAUGGUUUGCUUAUAGACAGCUCAAAUAAUCUUCUGGUGUAUGAUCGGUUGAAUAAUCGAGUUCACCAGUUUUCUCUGGACGGUCGCUUCGCUGUCAAAAGUAUCACUGAGUUACCUUAUCCUCUUAGAAUAACAGCAACAUCAGAUGGACGUAUUCUCGUGACUACCACUGACAAGAUUUUCAUAUUAAAGUAG